Molecule: messenger RNA, 966 nt
Organism: Emericellopsis cladophorae
Lineage: Eukaryota; Fungi; Ascomycota; Sordariomycetes; Hypocreales; Bionectriaceae
Exons: 2
Coding region: 1-966 (321 amino acids)
Source: RefSeq, a predicted model, not a curated record
AUGGUUAUUGUAGCUGUCGCGGGCGGUACGGGAGAUUUGGGCCGUAUCCUCGCCCAGGCUGUAAUUGACACUGGCAAACACGAGGUGUACAUUUUAUCGCGCAAGCCCCCUGUCGACCAAAAUGAACGAAUCAUCCAGACAGAUUACACGGAAGAAUCAUUGGCCCACAUUCUAUCGGAGAAGGGCGUCGAGGUGGUCAUCUGCGCACUGAUCAUGGACAGCGACUCUGCUUGCGAAGCCCAGUUGCGUUUGAUCCGCGCCGCUGAUCAGUGCCCAUCUGUCAAGCGCUUCAUCCCCUCCGAGUUCAACGUGGAAUACGACGUCGGCGAUGAAGUCCUGCCGUAUCCAGAGAAGAGGUUCCAUCAGAUCGCGCGACGAGCACUCGAGCGGACGAAUUCAGUCGAAUAUGCCUACUUCUACCCUGGCAUGUUCAUGGACUACUUUGGGAUGCCGCGCGUCUCAACAUGUCUCCGCCCGCUGUAUUUCUUCUUUGACCCUGUGCACGGCCGAGCGAUCCUUCCGGGGGAUGGUGAGGGGAAAAUGAGCAUGACCCUUACGACGGAUGCAGCAAGAUACCUGGCCCUAGCCCUGGACCUGCCCAGGUGGCCUCGCGUUCUCAAGGCUGUGGCGAGUACUGUCUCGCUCAAAGAGCUCGCCGCGCUCGUGGGCAAGAGUCAAGAUCGUCCUCUGAAGGUAACGUUCCAGCCUGUGGAAGACCUUCUCCGCCACGACAGCAUAUCGCUACCCUCGAACAUGCAUCUCGCAAAGGACUAUCCCGAACGAUUCCCAGGGGGCGCAGAGCAAGUGCGCGCCUUGGUCGCCGAUCUGGAGGCAGGUGUGGCACUGGGCGCUUAUGACUUGAGCGAGAUUGGGGGUGAGCACUUGGACCUGGUCGAGUGGUUCGAGGGUCUGCAUCCGCCUCCACAACAGAUUGGGGACUUUCUGGAGAAAACGUGGCGAUCCUAG